Molecule: messenger RNA, 966 nt
Organism: Entrophospora sp. SA101
Lineage: Eukaryota; Fungi; Glomeromycota; Glomeromycetes; Entrophosporales; Entrophosporaceae
Source: the annotation of a GenBank genome assembly
AUGACUAUAAAUAAUAAACCAACAAAUGCACCAGAACAUUGUCCGGGUCCAACUACACAAGAAGCAGGAAAAGCUUCUGCAUGUCAAGGAUGUCCAAACCGAAAUAUAUGUGCUACUACACCAAAAGGACCUGAUCCAGAUUUACCAUUGAUUAAACAACAAAUGAGCAAUGUUAAACACAAAUUAGUAAUAUUAUCAGGCAAAGGAGGAGUAGGUAAAAGUACUUUUACUUCACAACUUGGUUUUGCUUUUUCAAGUAAUGAAAAUAUCCAGGUUGGAAUAAUGGAUAUUGAUGUUUGUGGUCCUUCAAUUCCUAAAAUAAUGGGGUUAGAGGGUGAACAGAUCCAUCAAAGUUUGUCAGGAUGGUCGCCAGUUUAUGUACAGGAAAAUUUGGGUGUGAUGUCGAUUGGAUUUAUGUUACCAAAUCCUGAUGAAGCAAUCAUUUGGCGUGGGCCUAAAAAAAACGGUUUGAUAAAACAAUUUUUGAAAGAUGUUGAUUGGGGAGAAUUGGAUUUUUUAUUGAUAGAUACACCUCCUGGUACAUCUGAUGAACACUUGUCAAUUGUUCAAUAUCUUAAAGACAGUGGAAUUGAUGGUGCAAUUAUAAUAACUACACCUCAAGAAGUUGCUUUACAAGAUGUAAGGAAAGAAAUUGAUUUUUGUAAAAAAGUUAAAAUUCCAAUAUUAGGAGUAGUAGAAAAUAUGAGCGGUUUUAUAUGUCCAAAUUGUAAAGAAGAAUCAGUGAUUUUUGCAGCAACAACUGGAGGUGCAAAAAAAAUGGCAGAAGAUAAUGAAAUUCCUUUUUUAGGUUCUAUUCCAUUAGAUCCGAGAAUUGGAAAAUCUUGUGAUAGUGGACUAUCAUUUUUAUAUGAAUAUCCUGAUUCAUCAGCCAGUAAAGCUUAUUUAAAAAUCAUUGAAGGUACUCUUGGAUUAAAUUUUAUAGUUAUAGUUGUCACUAAUAUUUGA